AUGGGCUGUGGUGCAUCCAGCGGGCCCGCGCCUGUCGCGCCGGUCGCGCCGGCGCCGCCGGCGGAGGCCGAUCUUGGAAUUUCACCCGCGAGGAUCGAAGCUGCGAGCCAAGGAGAUGAAAUUGCCCAGGAUGACUUCUUCAGACAGCUGUUUCGCUUCUCAGAAAACGGAGAUGAACAAAAGCUGUGUGAUCUACUGAACGCGUGGCCUGCGUCUGUGAAACAGCGUGGGGCUUGGGAGACCAGCGUCAACGCCGCGCGCUUUCAGCAGACCCGGGUCUUGCAGAACAUGUUGGACUUGGGCGUCGAUCCUCCGAUCGGCGAGGACGAUGAGGAGGUCAAUCCUUUGAUCAAGGCACUCCAGCGCGGCUAUUGGGACGUCGUUGGAGUGUUGGUGCCAAAGGCAUUGCAACACGACUUCUCUACAAAGCUCCUUGAAGAAUCUAUGUUGGACUUCGUGGUGGCAGGUGACUAUAACACGCUCAGGAGGUUCAUGAAGUCCUUCCAGAUUCCAGGCAGCGGCAAACUGCUUUGUGCCGCUUUGUUGCUGAGUCCUGACAAUCUUGGCCCAAUUGCAGACGAGAUGGUUUCCAUGAUCGUGGAGCAUAUGGAUGAUUUCAACAAACCCAGCUCGUUCACGCCUGAUGCUAAGAAGGUUAAGGUUGGAUGGGAGAGCUUUUCGCCCAUUCAUGCUGCAUGUCGGGCCAAAAAGACUUUCAACCGCAAGCUGAUUCAAUCCUUGAUCGACAAAGAAGUGGUCCUCUCGGAAUGGGGCACCGAGAUGUUUGCGGAGACGAACUGGGGGGGGAAAAGGCACAGCAAGACCUUUGCAAAGCGAUUGCCCCUGCACUAUGCAGCAGAAAACCAUCAUUCCUCCUUCAAGAUCAUUGAGCUCUUGGCGAAAGCCUACCCUGAGGCCAUGUUCAAACAUGUGGAUGACAAGCCCGGAAGGAAACUUCCGUGCCAAUGUAUCAGGCCCAGUGACGAAGCGAAACAACAGCUGGAAGAGCUGAUGUAUGAGUACGUCUGUGCGAGAUUCGACAGCGUCAACAAAUCUGAGAAAGGGGAGUGCAUCCAGUUGAUUCGGAUGGCUUUAGUCUUCGAGCAAGCUCGCACCCUAAAAGAACAUAAACUCAGCCGUGGAAAGCUCUCCUUCGUGGUUGAAGAGUUGAUGCCAACAGUUCUGGAGGCUUCGCAGGACGUGGACUUCACAGCGGAGCUGCAACGCUUCGUCGAGGCACAUCCACGGGUCGACUUGGGUCGCACCAGCGCCGCGAAAGUGGCCGUGGAGAGCAUCCACAACAUCUCAGAGGUUUUGAAGAGCGACUUUUGGCAAUUGUUGACCUUGGCAGAGUGUGGAGGAAUUGACGUGGCACAGCUGAAAGAAUUGGUCAACCAUGAGCUUGAGGCACGCUUGAAGUGGGUGGUCAGUCGGAUCUCUCGCGAGGGGGAGGGGGAGGGGGAGGGUGAGACGGCGGGUCUCGGGACAGAGGGGACGACCGAUUCACCCAGCCGGUCGGACGCGGUGCGCUACGGCAUCUUCAUCCUCAGUGGCCUGAUCGCGCAGAUCAUCGCCGCGCAGCCGAAGAAGGUGCCCAAGAAGGACGAUGAGGAGGACUAUGAGGGCCAUGAUUUUGAAGGGUUUGAAGAAGAUGAAGAUGCCGGUGCGGAGUCCGCCGUAGCUGAAGUACUGUGCUCGGUGGGUGCUACUUUGCAGUCGAGCGAGACGCUGGACGUCAUUGUUGGGGCAUAUUGUCAGGAGCUUCAGCUUCCCAAAGAUUGGAAUCUGCUUGGUGUCUUGCGUCAAGGGCUCGAUGGCUGUGCAGUGAAUGGCAUUUUCUUUUCCGGUGGUGAUCUGGUGAUGAAGAAGUAUGUGCCUGUGCGGAGUGCCACCUUCGAGUGGAUCCGGGGCUUGUUUGAGAACACCUUUUUGCAUCGCUACACUCGAGAUCGCAGGGGAGGGAAGGUGCCAGAUGCUUUGACCGUGGAAGAGGUCGAUCAGGUCUUCAAUUGUGGAUCUUGGUUGGAAUAUGAAAUAAGACGGCAGAAAGUCUACCAAGAGCUACAAGAAAAGGGCCCUGCCUGGACGGGCGAAUUCCGAACGGAUGUGUGCACGAAAGGUGAGAGGGCCGAGUGGUUCCAGAGCGAUCAGUACCCGGGGGGCAUCAAUGAGCACUGGCUGUAUCAUGGCACGUCAGGAGCAGGUGAAAGCGGCAUCACAGAAGGAGAUUUCCGGCUGAAUUUAGCUGGAAGCAAUGCUGGUACCCUGUACGGCAAUGGAGCAUAUCUCGCUGAGGCUGUAUCGAAGAGUGGCGAAUACACCACUCCCCAUGGUGCCAAGAAUCUUCGUACCAUCCUGCUGUGCUUGUCGUGUCUGGGCCGUGUGAACUACAACGAUGAAAAGCGACCGGACGGUGAUGAACUCGCCAACUCCUGCAAGGGGGGUGGAUUUCAAUCCAUCCUCGGUGAUCGGGAGAAGAUCCGUGGAACCUAUCGAGAGAUCAUUGUCUUUGACGACAACUUGAUCUAUCCAGGGUAUAUUUGUCGAUACAAACGUGUAGAAAAAGAGAAAGAAGAGUCAUGA
This is a messenger RNA of Durusdinium trenchii, 2583 nucleotides long. Lineage: Eukaryota; Dinophyceae; Suessiales; Symbiodiniaceae. The record is from the annotation of a GenBank genome assembly.